Patella vulgata (common limpet) is the source of this 2229-nucleotide messenger RNA. Its product is annotated as high affinity choline transporter 1. The transcript has 8 exons. NCBI's taxonomy places the organism in Eukaryota, Metazoa, Mollusca, Gastropoda, Patellidae. Gene Ontology annotation, cellular component: plasma membrane. The record is from RefSeq and is a predicted model, not a curated record. Gene Ontology annotation, molecular function: choline:sodium symporter activity. Bases 784 to 1926 code for a protein of 380 amino acids. Gene Ontology annotation, biological process: acetylcholine biosynthetic process; transmembrane transport; choline transport.
UAUUUCUUGUGUAAAACACGACACAGCAUGUAAUGAGCACAUUAACUAACUUCCUCUAUAAGUCGGUAUACCUUCUUUACAUCACCCUCGUCGCCAUAAUCUUCAACACAGCGCUGUCAACAAGUUGCGUCACCUUCGUCGCCAUAAGUCUCGACUAAAAGUAUAAUUAAUUAAAAUGGCUGUUAACAUUCCUGGUUUGAUCUCUGUGAUUGUGUUUUAUAUGUUAAUUCUUGGAAUCGGAAUCCUGGCGGCUAAAAAAGCCGUGCAAUCAACAACUGCUGAUGUUUUGGUGGCUGGAAGGAAUAUGGGACUUAUCGUUUCCUUCUUUACAAUGACAGCAACCAUUGUCGGCGGAGCCUAUAUUAAUGGAACGGCCGAAAUAAUGGCGUCAAGUGGAAUAGUUUGGACUCAAGGCCCAAUAGGAUAUUGUAUUGCUUUUUUUAUUGGUGGCAAUGUAUAUGCUCCACGUAUGAGACGAGCUGGAUAUGUGACCCUCUUUGACCCUUUCCAAUUAAAACUGGGAGACAGAAUCGGGGCAUUAAUGUGUAUACCCCAGUUCUUGGGAGAUUUGUUCUGGACAGCAGCCGUGUUAGCCGCCUUGGGUUCGUAAAGUGUUCAACAGUAUCUAUUAUAUUAGAUAUAGAUGAAACUAUAUCUAUUAUAAGUUCAGCAUGUAUAGCUAUAUUCUAUACAUUACUGGGUGGAUUAUGGUCUGUAGCAUAUACUGAUGUUGUACAACUUCUAUGUAUCGCCGUCGGACUUCUUGUAUCUGUUCCGUUUGCCAUGACACAUCCAUCUGUAGAUUUUAGUAGAAUUGAAUCAACUUGGCAAGGUACGGUGGAAACCACGGGUAUCGGAUCAUUUAUUGAUAUUUAUGGUAUUCUUCUCUUAGGUGGAAUCCCAUGGCAGGUAUAUUUUCAGAGAGUUCUAGCUUGUAAAACACCAGAAAGAGCCCGCCUAGCAUCGACUGUAGCAAGUGCAGCUUGUUUUCUAUUUGCUAUCCCCGCUGUUUUGAUGGGAGCAACAGGGGCUGCAGCAGACUGGAGUCAGACCGCUUAUAAUGGAACUAUACCAAUACCUGCAGAUAAGAUGAGUUAUAUCUUACCGUUAGUUUUACAAUAUCUCUGUCCUCUACCUGUCGCCAUUAUAGGGAUGGGCGCUAUAGCAGCAGCUGUCAUGUCGUCUGCGGACUCCAUCAUUUUGUCAACUGCAUCUGUGUUUUCCAAAAAUAUCUACCUUCAGAUGUUCAGACCUACGGCAUCUGAUAAAGAAACUAUCUGGGUUGUCCGUAUAGCUGUUAUCUGUGCUGGAGCCCUUGCCUGUCUUAUAGCCAUUGGAGCUGAAACAGUUUAUGGCUUGUACGUCAUGUGUUCAGAUCUUAUGUACGUCAUUCUCUUCCCACAAUUCACCUGUGUGUUAUUUAUAGAAGUUACCAAUGGAUACGGAUGUCUGGUCGGAUAUUUCAUAAGUGUAACAUUAAGGAUACUAGGUGGAGAACCCCUCAUCGGUCUUCCUGUUUUUUUAAAGUUUCCUUUCUAUUCUGAAAAACAUGGACAGAAUUUUCCAUUUCGUACUUUAACAGUGAUACUAAGUUUUAUAGCCAUUAUUUGUGUAUCAAAACUUACUGAUUUUGUAUUUACGGAGAAGUAUAUAUCCCAGAAAUGGGAUAAAUUAGGCUGUUCUGAUCCAGAAUAUAGGAAAAGACUCCAAAAACGAGAGGCAGAGACACAGCAGCAAGAGCUGAUGGCAGCAAGAGACAAACGAGAAACAGCAAAACAGCAGCAAGAGCUGAUGGAAGCAAGAUUCAAACAAGAAACAGCAAGACAGCAGCAAGAGCUAAUGGAAGCAAGGGCCUUAAAAGAAAAUCACGCAGCAGAUCCGUUGCCGCUUGACGAUUCUAAUGAAAUGCUAUCAUCGCAUCUAUAAUGUCCUUACUAGUAUUGCAGUUGAGGAAUUUGACGUUUUGAAAUUUGAGCGCUCAAUUUAGUUCAUAUUAAAUAAUAAGCAGAAGUGUUUUGAAAUACUCAAAGUGCUCACAUCAUUUGAAAGUUAAAGGGGAAGCAUUGUCCAAAUGGCUGAAGAAUCUCUCAGAAUCUCUCUUUCAUUUUAUUUUAGUUUUUAUACGUUUGUUUUAGUGUAACAUAUAUAUUGUAAUGUGUGUGGUUUAAUGUAAAUGAAAUUAUGAUGUAAACCCCUUCUGGGGGUGGGUGAGGGGGGCCGAGGGGAGGG